Penaeus indicus is the source of this 1236-nucleotide messenger RNA. RefSeq names its product very low-density lipoprotein receptor-like. Lineage: Eukaryota; Metazoa; Arthropoda; Malacostraca; Decapoda; Penaeidae. Gene Ontology annotation, biological process: sodium ion transport. The record is from RefSeq and is a predicted model, not a curated record. Gene Ontology annotation, cellular component: plasma membrane. Gene Ontology annotation, molecular function: sodium channel activity; protein binding. Bases 1 to 1236 code for a protein of 411 amino acids. The transcript is spliced from 12 exons.
AUGUGGUUUCUACACGACUGCGAGAACCGGUUUAAGUGCAAGACGGGUGAGUGCAUCGUCUACUCAUACCGAUGCAACAAUGUGACGGAUUGUCCAGGAGGUGAAGAUGAGGAAAAUUGUGACCAGUGUCCAGAAGGGGGGUUCUCGUGCAACACAGGGGAAUGCAUACCCGGAGGUUGGCAUUGCAAUUCGGAUAAAGACUGCCCAGGCGGUGAGGACGAAGAAGGUUGUUCGGAAGAUUUCUAUGCUAGCUGCCCGAGAGGAUACUUCCAGUGCAAGGAUGGGCUCUGUGUCAUGGACUGGUACCACUGUGAUGGUGUUGACGACUGCCUGUACGAGGAAAAUCAGUGUGAUGCAUGCCGACCUGGUGCCUUUAAGUGCUGGAGCCCCAUGUGUAUCGAAGACCAUCGGGUUUGUGACGGAGUGGCCAACUGUCCAGAGGGAGAGGAUGAAAUGAACUGCACUAAUAUCGAGAGGGAUAACAGGACCUGCCCUCCGGGAUAUAUGAGGUGUGAGGGCUCCUGCCACAGUGGUAGAGACAUAUGUAUGAUUCCUGUCGAGUGUGAUGUGGACACUAAUCUAUUAUGUGAUAGUCUUGUUAUAGCAGACGAAGCACACCAGGUUCGCCUUAGAUGCAGCGAGUUCUACCGUGAACUGGUGGCAUUGCUUGGUCACUCGAUAGAUGUUAAUAUAACCUUUGAUGAAGAAUACUGUCUCUCUUUGGACCAGCAUGAAUUUUGGAGUCCUCUGUGCCAGACUGGUGUUGUGUGCGAUCGCUUUGGUUGCUACGACAUGGAACUGAAUCGUUAUUCCGAGUCGUAUGCUUCACGUGGACCAACUAAGAUGUCCUUGUUGUGCAAAGGAACGACCCUGUUUUAUGAAGACGUUUCCCUCUACAGCGAGAGACUAAAAGGCGUCCUCACAACCAAGUCACUGAAGCUGCUACUGAAGCAACAGGAGGAAAAAUCGGACCUGAUCGACCUGCAGGAGAUGUUUCGGCCUUCGUACGACCACCAGCAGGAGUUCGCGGCCUCCCCUGAAGAACUCGUGUAUUCGUGCACGUUUGACAACCAGCCGUGUGAUCACAGCCAUUUCCACAACUGGACGAGUGACCGUUACGGCAGGUGCUACACUUUCAACGGAUUUAUGCACACAGAGAACACCAAGCCUCGAACAGUCGUACACGUCGGUCCAAAGAAAAAGAAAUAUGGACUAGCUAGGAAGAGCACUCUCUAA